Molecule: messenger RNA, 4313 nt
Organism: Monodelphis domestica (gray short-tailed opossum)
Lineage: Eukaryota; Metazoa; Chordata; Mammalia; Didelphimorphia; Didelphidae
Gene: C1QL3
Product: complement C1q like 3
Molecular function (GO): protein binding
Source: RefSeq, a predicted model, not a curated record
UUCUCCUGGCAGGUGGCAUCGGAGCAGAAUCCUGCUCUCAGUCUCUGUGUGUGUGCCCGGCCGAGAAGCGCUCCACUCCUAGCUCGUGCUCGCUCCUCGCUUCCACGUCUCAGCUUUCUUCUAGUGCCUCAAAGGGGAUUGGGAGCAGGAGCCAAGGGGUCGCCGCCUCUGCCCGCGGCUCGAGAACUGCGUCUGCUGCUGCUUCUCCUUCCAGGCAAUUGGCUUUGCACUCUCCAGGAGUUGCACGGCUGAGCUCGCGCUCCCAGCCCUGCGUGCGCCUAUCUUGGAGUUGUGCUUGGGGGAAGGAGAGGGAGGGGGUACUGGCGAGAAGGAUCUCCAGGAGAAGACAACGCGACAGAAGAGGGGGAAAGCAACUUCAGACGGAAAGUUGAUUCGAACUGGCAUAGUAUGCAAAAAAGGGGAGAAGUCGAUGACUAGAGGCAGCAUAAAAGUGUGAGAAGCUUCAGUGGUACCCAGGAGGCGGGCGGUUCCUCUCUGCCCCGCUCGCCUUCUCUCUCUCUCGGCCGCUGCUGCAGCAGCGGCGGCGGCGGCAGCAGCAGAAGCUUCACUACAGAGGCGGCGGCGGCUGCAACAGCAGGAGAAGAAGCAGCAGGAACAGCCACAGGUGCGAAGGGGCUAAGGGGCGCAGAGGAGGAGAGAGGGCGCCCUCGUCCUCCUCCCCCUCCCCCUCAGCUCUCCUUCCCCUCCCCAGCCAGCUUGGGACUUUAACUCAAGUCACCUUUCUCCCGCCCUCUCGCCCUCCCUCCCUAGCGGUAGCCACAGCAGGGAGGAGGAAGAAGAAGAGGAGAAGAGCUGCCGGACGCUCGGCGGCCCAAGGGAGUUGGGGGUUCGUAGGGGUUAGUUUUCGGCUCUGAGGAGGUCCCCGCCCAACCUUCAAAAUUUUGUCCAAAAGCAGACAAGAGGAUCGCCCCGCGCUGAGCCGGUUGGUGGGCAGCAGGAGGCGCCUGAUCGCCGCCGGGGCCCUGGGGGUGGUGAUGGUCCUGCUGCUGGUCAUCCUCAUCCCGGUGCUGGUGAGCUCGGCGGGGACGUCGGCGCACUACGAGAUGCUGGGCACCUGCCGCAUGGUCUGCGACCCCUACGGGGGCACCAAAGCGCCCAGCACGGCAGCGACCCCCGACCGGGGCCUCAUGCAGUCGCUGCCCACCUUCAUUCAGGGCCCCAAAGGCGAAGCCGGCCGGCCAGGCAAAGCCGGCCCCCGAGGACCUCCCGGAGAGCCCGGGCCGCCGGGCCCCGUGGGGCCACCCGGAGAGAAGGGGGAGCCGGGCCGUCAGGGCCUGCCGGGUCCCCCCGGGGCUCCAGGGCUGAACGCGGCCGGAGCCAUCAGCGCCGCCACCUACAGCACUGUGCCCAAGAUCGCCUUCUACGCGGGCCUUAAGCGCCAGCAUGAAGGCUACGAGGUCUUGAAGUUCGACGACGUAGUCACUAAUCUGGGCAACCACUAUGACCCGACCACGGGCAAGUUCACCUGCUCCAUCCCAGGCAUCUACUUCUUCACCUACCACGUCCUGAUGCGCGGUGGGGAUGGCACCAGCAUGUGGGCUGAUCUCUGCAAAAACAACCAGGUCCGUGCUAGCGCGAUUGCUCAGGAUGCGGAUCAGAAUUACGACUAUGCCAGUAACAGUGUGGUUCUUCACUUGGAACCAGGAGAUGAAGUCUACAUAAAAUUAGAUGGAGGGAAAGCACAUGGAGGAAACAACAACAAAUAUAGCACGUUUUCUGGAUUUAUUAUUUACGCGGACUGAUAAUUCAGAAACUAAGCGUACUUCUUCUGAAUCUGAGCACUGGAUCCAUAAAGGCUCAUGCCUGUGAAUCAAGAAUCCCAGUGGAUACCAACAGUGGGCACCUCAAUAGUGUGUGUGUUGGGGGGAGGGGGGAAAUCAAAUGCUACCUGACUCACAUCUGUACAACUCAGAAAAAACCCAUAUGUUAAAAAAAUUAAAAAGCAAGAUAACACAGAUGUGUGAUCCACUACCGCCGCCAAAGCAAAUACUCCUUAAUGUUAGUGUCCAUGUGAAUGAAGUCCUAUAGAGAUCACAACUUUUUAUAGAAAAAUCUACUACACUGAAUUAUUUCUUCAAUAUAUAUGAUACUUUGGUGUAUUAUGAUAUUGCUGCUUUUAUCCAUAUGUCAGCUUUGGUUCUUGUGAGUUUACCUGCUAAUUAUGAUAGCUGGAGGCCACUUAGAGUGGGGUGAGGGAUGAUUUUACACUAAAAAGAAAGGUUUGAGGGAAAAAUAUUGUUUCUUUCCAAAGAGAUUGUUUGCCUUGUACUUUUGUUACUUUUACACCUAAACCUAGGAAUGAUUCAGCUUUAAGCCUUAACCUGGAAUGUUCUAGAUUUUGUGGGAAGUAAUUCUCAAACCUUGUAUUAUUGCCACAUAGUUUCUUUGUGUUAAUUUGGUUUCUUCCUCCCUCUAAUGAUGAUUUUUAGAAACAGAUAUAGAAUGUGACAUUGAAUCGUCCUGUAUAUGUGCUAAGAAACAUGUAUAAGUAUCUACAGUGUUUAGAUAGCUUCAUAAUUGUUCAUUUUGUCAAUAUAGAUAUUGAGUCCGUAUUUAAAAAAACACACAACCAUUACACUUUCUUCAAAAGGCAAAAAGCAUUCCUUCUUCAGUAUAAAUCCAGAUUGCAGCCCUCUUCCCCAUCCACACUCCUAAUGCCGUGGGCUGGAACAAAAGAUUUUUGAUGCACAAAGGCUUAAUUUGAGUCAUUGCAUGAAUUACCAAGGGGCCAGUUUGUAAUGCCUUCAAACCCUUACUACAAGUUUGUAGCCUGAGGUUGUUUCAAAAUUAACAGAAAGACAUAUUAUCACUACAACAAGAUGUAUAUAUUUUAUAUACAAUAUAUAUUAUAUAUAAUAUGUACAUUAUAUAUAAUGUAUAUAGAGAUUCUAUGUGGCUUAGGCACAGUGGAUAUAGAGCUUAGAGAAAUACAUUUUUAAAAAAUAUAUUCUCUAUGGUAUUUGAAUUAUUUUGACUGACAACAAUAUCUGGAGUAGCAAAAUAACAGAUUUAGUGAAAAUGGCUCCUGUUAAGAAUUUUUAAAAGCAUAUUAUUUUGCCUAGGUCGAAGAUGGCCUGGGGCAUGUUUUCCCUCUUAUUGGACCACUCCUGUCUUAUUCAAACCAAGAGUUUCUCCUUCAGUCUGUGGUAGACUAUUAACAUUAGGCUUGCAGUAACAAAGUGGCUCCUCCUUCAAUGCUGAUAUAUUACAUGUAUCGGAGCUAUCAAUUUGUCCUUGUUUCAGAGGUGGCCUGAAACUGACACUAAUGUGGAUUUUGAGAGCAGAAAGUGGCCCAAAUCCAGCCUCUCUGGUUAACACAUACUGCCAAAAGCCAUCUCUUUAAUCUACUGAGUGAAAGAUACAGACUAUGGGUUGUCAUACACUGAACUGUCAAACAACUUCCCCCAUAAUGAUGAAAAAUCUAUUCCUUGCUAUUUGCCUUUGAAGAUUCUUUGACAAAUAGCUUUCAGAACCAGAAAUUUAAAAAUAUUUAGCUUGCUGAAGGAAUUCUACGAGUCCUUUUCUACUUUUUUUUUUUAAGAAAUUAGUUUGUCCCUUUGGCUUGUCCCUUUUGGGAUGGUUCCAUUCCAAGCCUGUGGGUCAUCACCAUGCUCGUUUUCAAUGAACUUCUAAUGUGGCCUAGCUAAGAUCUCAAAAAAAGCAGUAUGCUGUUAGUCGAUAUAUUUAUUUAUAGUUACUGUUUUCCCCAGCAACAUGCUCCAGUCUGCCUAAAUACUAUGAUUCAUUGGAUAGAAAGCAUGAAGAUAAUAAUUGAUAGAAUGAUUGAUCCUGACUGGCCUUCCUAAUUCUAAGCUAUUUCAUCAAGAGAUUAAAAUGGACUUGUCUUCUACUUAAGGGUCUUUCACAGUUGUGGAUACGUAUAUUUACUACAGAGUAAAUUGGAAGCAAGGUUUGGGGAAGCUUUGUGUGUUUCAACUAGAAGAGUAAGUAUUUAAAGCAAAAGAUUUAUUUUUAGGAAUGGAGCCCACCAAGGGGUUAAAAAAAGACUUUAUUCCACAGGAAAAAAAAUACAGAGCUGGGUACCAAGCUCUCAAAAUCAAGACUGUCAUUUCUAAUAGAUAUGACCUUUUCUUCAGAUAAAUAAGCAUUGCUUACCCCUGCUUAGGUCCAGAGAAAAAUACUCAAAUAAAAGGUACACAAAAGAAAUGGGAAAACAUAUAAGGCAAACAUUUCUUCUUAUUUUUUUGCAUCAUAUCUUACAAACCAAUUAAAUUGUGGCCUUUGUUAUACAUGUAACUAUGAUGAUUCAUUAAACUAUAUUAUGUAAUAUA